Molecule: messenger RNA, 609 nt
Organism: Eimeria necatrix
Lineage: Eukaryota; Apicomplexa; Conoidasida; Eucoccidiorida; Eimeriidae
Product: Ras family domain-containing protein, putative
Exons: 7
Coding region: 1-609 (202 amino acids)
Biological process (GO): regulation of endocytosis
Cellular component (GO): endosome
Molecular function (GO): GTPase activity; GTP binding
Source: RefSeq, a predicted model, not a curated record
AUGGCAACGCCUGUGGGAAAAGAACAGCACGACUACCUUUUCAAAUUUAUUAUAAUUGGAGACGCGGGGGCCGGCAAGUCAUGUCUGUUGCAUCAGUUCAUAGAAAACAAAUUCCGUAAGGGUGCCAGCCACACCAUAGGCGUCGAGUUUGCUUCGAAAGUGAUCAACAUCGCCGAUCGUCGCAUCAAGCUGCAGAUAUGGGACACAGCGGGCCAAGAGAGGUACCGCUCUGUCACCCGCAGCUACUACAGAGGAGCAGCUGGGGCCCUUCUAGUGUAUGACAUAUCCAAUCGCGAGUCCUACAACCAUUUGAUAAACUGGCUCGCAGAUGCACGCUCGUUAGCCCGCGCAGAUAUAUCCAUCGCCAUCGUCGGCAACAAGAUGGAUGUGAGGGAGAAGAGGGCCGUCACAUUUCUGGAGGCCUCUCGUUUUGCUCAAGAAAACGAUGUUCUCUUCUUAGAGACAAGUGCCUUAACUGGCGAAGGGGUGACAGAUGUCUUUGUCCGCGUUGCGCGGCUCAUCCUCAGCAAGAUUGAAGAUGGGCUGAUUGAUGCAAAUGCAAUGGUUGCGGGACUUAGAGCUACAGGCACCCAGCUGGCUGAUGGUUAG